AGAUUCGAAGUACUAUUUCGAUCUUUUAUUCGAUUUAUAUUUUCUAUUAUCCGUGUAACUCAACUCUUGGUCCUUCGACCUCAUACUAUCCCUUCUUCUUUUCUCUCCCUUCCUUUUUCUUUCGAUAUAUUCCCGUGUAGUAUCCCGACAUUCGUCUGUCCCCCCGCGUAAACCGUUCCGAGCAACAUCUCGACUCUCCAAGUUCACCCUUUCUCCAUCUUUUCGUUCGAAGACUAUGUUCCCCCUCUUCGAUGACUUUUCUUUCUCAGUCCGAUGCACUCGUCUUAACCAAGGAUUCAAGCACGUAGUACGCGCUUGUCCAAGGUAGAAGACACAGUAGACACGACAGGUGAUACGGGAAGAAAUACAGAUCGGCGCGCGCUGUCAGAAGAUACGUAAAAAAACGAGAGAAGCGUAGAGAGCGAGAAAAGGAAGGAGGAAAAGUCGAACGCUCUCAUGGUGUUUAUCUUCGGGAAAAGUAUUAAUUUGAUCACUUUUUAAUCGAGGUAGCGUAAGACGAGAGGAGGAGGAUAAGUUCAAAGUAUGUCCCCGGAAUCGUGUCAUGGAAUUUUGACGACACUCGUGCUAUGGACAUGUUUAAGUUUCAGCGUGGGCUCUCCACUUCCAGAAACAACCGCUACCGUAUUGUUGCCUAUGAAAUUUGGCGCGGCCAGAUCGAUAUCGGGUUUGAAAGAAUCGAAAGAUGGGAAGAACGAGGUGCUUCGUGAACCUAUGGGAAACGUGAACAGAUCACCGGCAUCGAUCGGCGCCAAUCUCUACCGAUUGCCACCCUCCCCUGCUAAUUUGUUGAAACCCGACGGAUUUCAAUUUUACACGUACAACGAGAAAGGAGAUAUGAUCACGAGGCAAAUGACGAUGCAAGAGAUUCAAUCGUUGAUCGCGAGUGGGGGCCCAGAUCAUUCUAACGUGGAGAUUCAAGAGCCCCAGAAAGCUGAGGAUAUCCUUACGGGAGGGAAGAAGGUAAUGGAUGUCGUGGAAAAGGUGCAAAGCGUACUGAAAAGCGCCAUGGAUAAACCAUUAUCGACCCUCACUGGUUCUCAUCNGGUCAUCCCAGAAAAGGUGAACGUCGAGUGGAGCAAUAUUUUACCCGCCAUAUUGGCUGGUGACAAGUAUGGAAAUAAGGUGGAGGAAAGUCAUUACGCCGAGAGGCCAACAUCGAAGCCAACGCCAUCCGUGUAUCAUGUUAUCCGCAAUGAAUCGUCUUCGGUCUCGUCGAAGUCUAAUACGACGAUCGAAGUUGCGUCGUCGGUAGGACAGGAGGAUGUCAAGCACGUUGAAGAGACGAUCGUUAAAAAUGAAAAAGACAAAACGCAACAGGGCCAGUCAACGGCGAUCAAACCGACAACAGAAAUCUCUUAUACGGAGAAAUUAAUGAUACCGGUGUCCGUGAUCACGACCGAACAAGAUGCCGAUCUGAUCUCCCGGUAUACCACCGCUCAGACUCCCGCUCUCCAUAAGUUGACUGAAAUUAUGCCGCCGUUGGAAGAAAAGAUCGAAAAUGACGAAGAGAAUUUGGCGUCUGUGAAUACUGUAAUUGUUACAAAGUCAACGACGAUCAGCGCCUCGCCUUCAUCUUCUUCCGAAUCCACUAAAAACGAUUACCACGAUUCUACGAACGAAGCGUUGGAUUCGAAAAACGAUUCCUCGGUUAUCGACGGAGUUACCGAUAGUAUCGAUUUGCUGGCAACGAAGACGAAAAUAAAACCGAUAAGCGACGUUCCAUCGAAGAUGGGAACACCGUCUAUGAAUCAAGUUCAAACAUCGAUCGCGAACGAACCUUUCACUACGUUGCCGUCGGAUUCUUCUUCUUUCGCUGGUACGAACAGAUACAACGAAACGAGUUCGCAAUCGACAGAAUCGUCGAUUGUACAGGAGACGAUGAUAACGAAACCGACGACGAGCGAUCAUACAAUCGACGAAUCGAUUCAAUCUACAGAAAUAUUAGACUCGUUGUCAAAUAUAAUCGGUCAAAUCUUCGAAAGGAUUCCCUCUUCGUCACCUUCGUCCUCCGACGACGAAUUCGAAUCGAUUUCUGACGAGAAGGAAAUGUGCAACGAUCCUUUCAAAUGUACCACAUCUACCGUCGCUCAGAGAACGACACGUCCAUCAGUUAUCGGCGAAGAUUCGAAAGAUGGAAAUAAUACAUUUGAGGAACGUGUUCAAGAAACGACGGUAAUGACGACGUUAAAAAUCGAUGAAGAAAGCGUUUCGUCCCCUUCGAUCGUAUCGACGGAUCUACAGAUGACCGAUGAUUUCGAUAUCGUGACGAAAUCCGACAUUAUACAAACCGUCACUCCCAAUGUUCACUCAGACAAUUCAAAUAUUACGAAAUCGACGAUGAACGAGAGCACAGCAGCCGAUUUUAAUCCCCUACGACCUGUCGAGAUUAUCGAGAGUAUACUUCACACCGCUCCGACCGAAACGAGUAAAAUCGUGACCGAGUCGCUUACUUUGCCGAACGAUUUGACGGAGAAUCUGUUACCUAACACUGUAGCCAGCGCGCUUAUUACCAAUCUGAAUUUACUCAAUUUGAACGAUGACACGUCGAUAACGUCGUCAUCUCCGCAAAGGAUCAACUCGACAGAUGUUUCGCCAGAUGUUUCACAGUUAUCGUCGGUUACAGGCGAUACGAAUAAUGCAACGAGAGAAAAUUCGACGAGCGAGAACGAAAUUCAAAGUAUCUCCACGACGAAGGAGAAUUUGCCAGAAUUCUCUAGCGAAAAUGAUGAUGGGACAACGUCAGGAAUAACGGAUCGAAUGGUGGCCGUUACACUAACAGACGUGGAAUCUUCUCACUCGCAAAGUGAAUUAUCGGUUACUCCGAAAUCUACCAUCACCACCACCGUAUCUUUAUCCAUGUCUGAUGCUGUUGUUAAAAAUUCCGUUAUAUCUGAAACCGAUACUCAGUUGGUAAAUAGUACAUCAAUUGAGCAUACGUUUAAUCCCGUUUACGACGAGAUGACGACGAUAUCGAGUCAAUUUACCUCCGUGAACGGAAAAACCAAAAUUCCAAAUAUUGGAAAAAUUUCUGAAGAAGUGUCGCAGAAGAAUAACGAUUCCAAGAUUGAUUCGAUUAACGCGACAGAAAUAUCGUCGCAAGAAAAUGAUAAGGAAAGUGCGUAUCGUCCCGUAAUAAUUGAAUCUAGCACGGUUGCUACGCGUCCGUUUAGUGCGGAGAAUAAUUCGAAGGAUUCGAUUGUACAAGGUUCCUUAAAAAAAGAGACGCAGCAAAGAAACGAUACGAAUCUCAAAUGGAAUAGCACUACCUUGCUAUCUUUUAACGAUACAAAGUCUUUCAUCGCUAUUCCUCAACUGAUCGUAACGACCGCUAUACCAAAAGUAUCGUUGAAGAGCGAAACUAGUCAAUUUUCGAGUACAAUUACCACUAUGAAUCCCAUCACGAAAGAAUCGAACGAGGACAAAGAUACUACCACAAGUGCAACGAUGAAUUACACUACCGAUUGGAAUAAUAAAUCUGAGAAUAAAACGAAGAAGCCGAAUGAACCAUACUAUAGUGAUGUCGAUAUGAAGGCAAGUUCCAUGUUACAGAAUAAGAUGAAUAGCACGAAUGUAAAUUCGCAACAAAACACGUGGCAACGGAUAUCGUUGCAUCAAGUAACACCAUCUUUAACGCCAACAGAAGUCACUGCAACGAUGAAACAACAACCAACCCAAAGCACACCUCUAUCGAUCACAGCAUUGACUAUGGCUAUGAAAACAAAUUCAACCGAGAUUUGGAAAACACAUUUUCAAUCUACCUCCGUGAACGAGAUGGAGGAAUCGAAAUUUACUCUAGACGCAUCGAAAAGUGUCAGUGGAUUGGAUACUAGCAUCAGGAACGCAAGUGUGGACAUCAUAAAUUUUUCCAAGCUUUGUAACGAGCUUGCCGUUAAAUUUUGGAUCGCAGCGAACAAAGGUUUGGAUAGCGGAAGAUCGCUCGUUCUGUCACCGUUCGGCAUGAUCAGUCUCUUGUCGAUGAUAUUUCUCGGUGCUCGAGGCUCCACCUCUGAUCAAAUGAACGAGGUGCUCGGACUCGACAAUGUGGCCACUUUCAACCCGCAUCUCACUUUUCAAAAUGUGACCGACACGGUGAGUUUGGCCAGGAAUCAAGGUAUCGUGAACGCGGCCUUUGUACGUGAAUUGUUCGCGGAUAAAGCCAAAGUAAGACGAUUGUUGCCGUUCUAUAAAGAGCAAGCGCAACAAUUUUACGAAGGAUUAGUGGCUGAGGUGAAUUUUGCCACUAUCAGCGAUCUUGCCCGUCGACGAACCAAUCUUCUGAUUAGAAAACAAACCGGAGGCAGGAUAAAAGAUUUCGUGAGGAGCAAUUCGAUUCCAUUAAAAUCGCCGCUCGCUGCUAUCUCGGCAAAUGUAUUUCAAACGGAUUGUAAUACGAGUUCAGCAAGUGCGACGGGUCGAGAUGGAGAAUUAUAUUUUGCUGUUUCGUCCGCUCACAGAUUGAGAAAAUUGAUUCCUGUUCCGGCCACCGUUUGGAGAUCGAACGUACUUGCGGGUUACGAACCUAGUUUAGACGCCACUGCAAUUGCUCUUGGAGGUAUCGAUAAGAUUGUUUCUACCGUGUUUCUGGUUCCUGGUCAACAGGGUCAUGCUGCACCUGGCGAUACUUUAGACCGCCUUGAGCAAAGGCUCAUGAAAGGAGCAUUUCAAGAUGGAAGUUGGGAUAAACUGCUCAAAGUUCUUAUACCUAGAACGGGCCUUGAAUUACAAAUGCCCAAAUUCAGUCAUCGAUCCAUUGUAAACGCUACCGCUGCCUUGAAGAGGUUAGGACUCGAUCAGUUAUUUUCAAAUCAUGCUGAUUUUAAAGGAAUCAAUGGAAUCGGAAAUCGCCUAUUUUUAUCCGAUGUUUUGCAGAUGAAUUUGUUCAGUACAUGCGGUGAUGAAAAUAUCGCUAAUGGACGACAUCACGUGGAAAUUUAUCCAGCAAGUCCUUCUUUACGAAAUUCUCGGCAUAGCGAGCUAUCGAAUAUAGAGGAACAAUUCAGUAAAAGAAUAAUUCAGCCAAUCGAUGAUCAAUCGAAAAAUUACCGUACGAUUUCACUCAUGGAAACAACGAAAAAUGUUGAAAGAGCAGAGGAAAAACCUAGAUUGAAAUUGGAUCAACCAUUUCUUUAUUUUGUACGACACAAUCCGACUGGUCUCAUAUUACAUAUAGGCCGUUUUAAUCCUAGGCUAAUAUAAAUUUAUCAUAGGAUAUAACUUAAUUUCGCGCCUUUUUCACGUAUUACAUAUAUGUAUGUAUAUGUAUGUAUAAUCGCAUUAAAUUUCUCGCUGUUAUCAUCACGUUCAUUCAUAAGUUUUCGAUCGAUAUCAAUUCAUUAAUCAUUCAGAAUUGCCAUCAUGUAACAUGUUCAGUAAAUAAAAUAAUUUAAAAAUCUUA
Apis dorsata (giant honeybee) is the source of this 5416-nucleotide messenger RNA. RefSeq names its product flocculation protein FLO11. The coding region runs from base 544 to 5217 and encodes 1557 amino acids. Gene Ontology annotation, molecular function: serine-type endopeptidase inhibitor activity. Lineage: Eukaryota; Metazoa; Arthropoda; Insecta; Hymenoptera; Apidae. The record is from RefSeq and is a predicted model, not a curated record. The transcript is spliced from 6 exons.